AUGGUAUCGGCUCGUGUCAAUAGGGACUGGUUUUACAAGCUCGCUUCUGAUCUACAGGAUGAGCGAGUUGAAGCGGCGGUGGGACUGAUUGGAGAGCUCUCGGCACUUACGUUGCCGGAUGAUGCGGAUGAAUGGUCGUACGUACUUAAGAGACUAAUCAAUGGUUUGGCGUCGAGCAGAAAUAGUGCUCGACUUGGCUUUUCGUUAUGUCUGGCCGAGGUCGUCAACGUGGCUUUGAACAUGGAGGGCGAUGUGCCGGCGGAAUUGGGUAGCAUGAACAACCUGCUCGAUUUGCUUUCUGAUACGUUGUCGUUGAAUUCCAAGAGUGCUGACUCUAAGAAGCCAGCAAAGGGUAAGGACGAAAGAGGCUUGCUGUUUGGCAAAAUGUUCGGGCUGCAGGCACUUUUAAGCGAAGUCGUCUUCGCAAAGAUCUUUAUUUCUGAGGAUGGAGAAAUCUCGGCUUUUGCGUUCCGCUUCAUGGAUGAAUUGUGCCAGCUAGCGGUUGUCAGAACUUGGCUGCGUGAGCCAUGUCUGUUUACGCUUUUCCAAGCCAUUCAAAAACUACUGCCGUACGUUGACAUUCAUGUGGCGCAAAGCAUCCUAAAACUGUUGGAUCAGUACCAGCUGACCUUGACCAAUGAAGGAAUCGCGAUCUAUGUUCUAUUGAACCACAAUCGCUCUGUGGAUCUCUCGUCGGCGCUUGCUCAAGUGACUUUGAGCUCGAAAUCUUGGAAGGCAAAUGAUCCGCUCGCGAGAGGCAAUCUACCCCUGCUGUCUAAGGUGCUCUGUAACUCCGGUGCAGCAGACGGCGAAGAUUCUGUAAAGGCAGCCAACUGGGCUCCAAGAUUGCAUUUCGUUUGGGAUGUCCUUUUGCCUGUGGUUACGCAGGAGCCAUCGAGCUCUAAUGGCAGUGGUAAGCAAAAGAACAAAAAAAGGAAGAAGGAAAAAUCGCAUAUUAUCCAAUUCCCAGAGUUCUGGCAAGCUGCCGUCGAUGAAACUAUCUUUAACGAAAAAGCAUCCAAUGAGAGGAAGUUUCUGGGAUUUGUCAUCUUCGAGAAAACCCUCCCGCUCGUUCCAUCUAAUUGGGUAUCAUGCUGUUUUAGCCAAAAUUUUUUAAGGACACUCAUAAACCACUCAAGCGACUCUAGACGAUUCCUCUUUAAGAUAUCCCACAAGAUUUUGAAUUCUAUUGUCGAUAUUUGUCAAAAAGACCCUUCCCACAAACUUGUGCCAUGUUUCACUGCACUUUUGUUCGGACCUAAUGGCUCGAUCAACUUUGAUAAACUAACGAAAACCAAAACCGUGUCAAAACUCUUGGCCUUAGACCAAUUAGACGAAGCUACUCUCUGCGAAAUAUUCGAGUCAUUAUCGAACUAUUCAGUGAAGUCCAGUUCAAGUGCAGAGAAGACUCAGUUACAGUUUGCAUUGGAUACUCUGCUGUAUGUCGUGCGUGGCCAUAGAGCGCAAUUGACCCAUGAUAUGGUUGUGGAGUUGCUCCUCCGUCCGAUCGUCUCGUUAGCAUUCUUUUUCGAGGGCGAUGAGACGAUCAACACUUUGGCCAACGAGAGACUCCAAUCAAUUUUGUCCGAAGCUAUGCAAUCAACUACUCAGAACCAUUCGUACCAAUAUUAUGCCCUACAGAUGAUUAGAGAAGCAGAAUCGUCAGGAAAGCAGUUAGCAACCAAAAUGGACGAAUCAUUGAAUGAAGUCAAAGAAAAUGCUUUUAAGGUCUUGAGUAGCGUUUCGACCGACUUGGAAAAUGCGCAGCUACGUGGUAUAGAAAUGCUUCUAUCGAUGUCUCUAUUGCAAUUGUACUCCGGAGAGAGUGAUGCAGUUCAAGUCGCUGAAGAGCUCUGCAGCUUCUACAAGAAUAGGGAUGAGAAUGACUCAUCCUUGGUGGGUAUGACAGAAAUUCUUCUAUCUUUGCUGGCACAGCGGAAAGCUUUGCUCAAAAAGUCAAGCCUCUACGUUUGGCAGCAAUUCAUCGAAGAUAUCGGAGAAGAAGAACUCAAAGUUUUGCUGGAUGUCUUGUCUGCUAGAGAAAAUAAGAAGGGCUUCAGUCAGCUCUUCGAGGGAGCUGGUGAAUAUGAGGCAAUGGAUGAGGGUUCAUCUGAAGAAAAGGAGCUUGAUGAUGAAAAAAGUGAGGAAGAAGACGAAGAAGACGAACAAGACGAGAGUAGCAUAGAGGACGAUGAUGAGUCUUCCGCAAGCGUUGAUGACGAGCAGGAAGAAGGUGCUGAACAGAGUGACAUUGCCAAAAUUGAUAGAGAAGCUGCAAGUGCUCUGGCGAAGGCCUUGAACCUCCCUGAAAAUAUCGUCAACGAGAAGGGCGAGGUUAAAUUUGAUCAGCUGGGGGACGAUGACGAGCAUGAAUUUGAUGCUGAGGAAGACGGGGACGAAGACGAGGAAUCCAUGGAUGACGAAAAGAUGAUGGAAUUAGACGGACAACUAUCCGAGAUUUUCAAGCGCAGAAAACAGGCUCUUUCGAGCAUCUCAACGGGUAAUCAAAGAAAAAUCGAAGCUCAAGAAUCUCGCGAAAGCGUGAUUGCUUUCAAGCAGAGAAUCAUUGACAUGCUUGAAAUCUAUGUUAGACAUGUUGAAAAAUCUGCGCUAAAAGAGUCUAAUCUCGAAGCAGAGAAGUCAGCAUACCCACCUUGCCUCCUGCUGAUUCAACCGAUGAUCAGAUGCAUUCAGCAGACAACCGAUAAGGCUUUGGCCAACAGAAUUGCCAAAUUAUUGAAGAGCAAACUUUUCAAGAUUAAGACCUCUUUUUUCAGUCGUAUAAGCCAUCAGAACACUUUAUUCGAAAUGCUAAAAUCAGUUCAUGAUGCACUGCUUCAGUCUAAGCCUGGUCUGCAUCAGGAAACAUAUUACUCUGUUGGUUCCAGCGCUUCGCUGUUUUUGAGCAAGAUUAUCAUGGAGAGUAGUGAUGGCAACAGUGAUGACAACUUAGGCCAGAUCAUCGAUCUGUAUGCAGAGACAAUGAAAAAAUGGGCUUCGUCCGGCAAGUUUGGUCCGAGUUUAUUUAUGGAUUUACCAAACUGGUUAUUCACCAGGAAGCAAACCUGUUAA
Molecule: messenger RNA, 3072 nt
Organism: Torulaspora globosa
Lineage: Eukaryota; Fungi; Ascomycota; Saccharomycetes; Saccharomycetales; Saccharomycetaceae
Gene: POL5
Product: DNA-directed DNA polymerase
Exons: 1
Coding region: 1-3072 (1023 amino acids)
Biological process (GO): regulation of DNA-templated transcription
Cellular component (GO): nucleolus
Molecular function (GO): transcription factor binding; rDNA binding
Source: RefSeq, a predicted model, not a curated record